Messenger RNA from Osmerus eperlanus (European smelt), 6865 nucleotides. RefSeq names its product microtubule associated serine/threonine kinase 1a (gene mast1a). The transcript has 17 exons. Gene Ontology annotation, biological process: intracellular signal transduction; peptidyl-serine phosphorylation; cytoskeleton organization. The coding region runs from base 204 to 4253 and encodes 1349 amino acids. Lineage: Eukaryota; Metazoa; Chordata; Actinopteri; Osmeriformes; Osmeridae. The record is from RefSeq and is a predicted model, not a curated record. Gene Ontology annotation, molecular function: ATP binding; protein binding; protein serine/threonine kinase activity.
UUCUCCAUCCAGAUAUCGUGACGGGCUUGGACAGUUACGACAGUGAGGGACCACACACACCCGAGACCGAUGACUCGGCAGAAGGGAAGGGGAAACUCAAGCCCCCAAGUGAGGGAGACUUCCAAACCAUCAAGCUGAUAAGCAACGGAGCGUACGGGGCGGUCUACCUGGUGCGGCACCGCGAGACGCGCCAGCGCUUCGCCAUGAAGAAGAUCAACAAGCAGAACCUGAUCCUGAGGAACCAGAUCCAGCAGGCCUUCGUGGAGCGAGACAUCCUCACCUUCGCCGAGAACCCCUUUGUGGUCUCCAUGUUCUGCUCCUUCGAGACGCGCAGGCACCUCUGCAUGGUGCUGGAGUACGUGGAAGGUGGUGACUGUGCCACCCUGUUGAAGAACAUUGGGGCUCUGCCCGUGGAACUGGCACGGAUGUAUUUUGCUGAGACAGUACUGGCGCUGGAGUACAUCCACAACUAUGGCAUCGUGCACCGCGACCUCAAGCCCGACAAUCUUCUGAUCACAUCCAUGGGCCACAUCAAGCUGACAGACUUCGGCCUGUCCAAGAUGGGGCUCAUGAGCCUGACCACCAACCUGUACGAGGGCCACAUCGAGAAGGACGCCAGGGAGUUCCUGGACAAGCAGGUGUGCGGGACCCCGGAGUACAUCGCCCCGGAGGUGAUCCUGAGGCAGGGCUACGGCAAGCCGGUGGACUGGUGGUCCAUGGGCAUCAUCUUGUACGAGUUCCUGGUGGGCUGCGUGCCCUUCUUCGGAGACACGCCCGAGGAACUGUUCGGACAGGUCAUCACCGAUGACAUUGUGUGGCCUGACGGUGAAGAGGCCCUGCCUGCAGACGCUCAGGGUCUGAUCUCCACUCUCCUGCAGACCAACCCACUCAUGAGGCUGGGGACAGGGGGAGCGUUCGAGGUGAAGCAGCACUCGUUCUUCACGGAGCUGGACUGGAACAGUCUGCUGAGGCAGAAGGCCGAGUUCAUCCCUCACCUGGAGUCGGAGGAGGACACCAGCUACUUUGACACUCGCUCGGAGCGCUACCGCCACAUCAACACGUACGAGGAGGAUGACACGAACGAUGACGAGCCGGUGGAGAUCAGACAGUUCUCCUCCUGCUCGCCCCGCUUCAGCAAGGUGUACAGCAGUAUGGAGCACCUGUCCCAGCUGGAGCAGAAGGCCCCGUCGGUGACCCGGCGGGAGCACAAGGGCCCCAGGGAGGACAAGGUGUCUAAGAGAGAGAGCCUGGGCAGCUUCACCAUGAGGGACAAGAGCUGGAGGACAGGCUCCCCGGAGAUGAAGCGCCUGUCCUGCUCCGAGUCUCUCUACUCGGAGGGAGACUCCAGCCCCCCCCUGGGUGCCCGGCGUCGUUUCUCCGCCCUCAUGGACACGCACCGCUUCGCCUCGCCCCCGGAGGGCGACCCGGACCCCCUGACCCGGCAGACGCCCGUCAAGGCGCGGGGGACGUCCCUGGACGGCGCUCCCUCGCCCUGCCUCCCGCAGGAGCACCGCAACACCUUCAGGGAGGGGGGCACGGGAGACAAACCGCUGAGACCCGUCGACACAGCCGCCCCUACGACCACCCCCACCACCCCAGGACCCGCCUCGGCCAAUCGGGACAUAGCCACGCCCACAUAUGACCCCUUGGGGCCGAGGGCGACCAACGACCUGGUGUUGCGUCGGGCAAGACACCAGCAGAUGUCCGGAGACGGAGAGAAACGCAACUCGCGCGCCGGCAACAAGGUCAUCAAGUCGGCGUCGGCGACGGCGCUGUCGGUCAUCAUACCUGCAGUAGAGCAGCACGCCAGCUCCCCCCUGGCCAGCCCCAUGUCGCCCCGCUCGCUCUCCUCCAACCCCUCGUCGCGGGACUCCUCGCCCAGCCGGGACUUCUGCCCAGCGGUCAGCGUGCUGCGCUCGCCCAUCACCAUCCAGCGCUCGGGGAAGAAGUACGGCUUCACGCUGCGCGCCAUCCGCGUCUACAUGGGCGACACGGACAUCUACAGCGUCCACCACAUCGUCUGGCACGUGGAGGACGAAGGCCCCGCCCAGGAGGCGGGACUGUGCGCCGGUGACCUCAUCACCCAUGUGAACGGAGAGUCGGUCCACGGGCUGGUCCACACAGAGGUGGUGGAGCUCAUUCUCAAGAGUGGUAACAAGGUGACCGUGACCACCACGCCGUUCGAGAACACCUCCAUCAAAGUGGGCCCGGCCCGCAAGGCCAGCUACAAGUGUAAGAUGGCGCGGCGCAGCAAGAGGACUCCGGGAAAGGAAGGCCAGGAGAGGUAUGACAUAGCACAGGCUCACAGUAAAAAGCGCAACUCCCUCUUCAGGAAGAUCACCAAGCAGUCCAACCUGCUGCACACCAGCCGCAGCCUGUCCUCCCUCAACCGCUCUCUCUCCUCCAGUGACAGUCUACCUGGCUCGCCCACACACAGUCUGUCUGCCCGAUCCCCGACACAGGGCUACAGGUCAACCCCAGAGACGUCUUAUCUGGGUGCAUCGUCCCAGAGCUCCUCCCCCGCCUCCAGUACCCCCAACUCCCCCGCCGCCUCCCAGCACAUGCGCCCCAGCUCCCUGCACGGCCUCUCCCCCAAGCUCCACCGCCAGUACCGCUCGGCCCGCUGCAAGUCCGCCGGAAACAUCCCCCUCUCCCCGCUGGCCCACACCCCCUCCCCCACCCAGUCCUCCCCGCCGCCCCUGCCGGGCCACACGGUGGGCAGCUCCAACACCACCCAGACCUUCCCCGCCAAGCUCCACUCCUCGCCCCCCGUGGUGCGCCCGCGCCCCAAGAGCGCCGAGCCGCCGCGCUCGCCCCUGCUCAAGCGCGUCCAGUCGGCGGAGAAGCUCGGCUCGCCGCUGACCCAGUCGGGGUCCGGGAGCGGCGGGCUGGGCGGUCCGCUGCGCAAGCACAGCCUGGAGGUCCAGCACUCGGACUACCGCAAGGACGCCUUCCUGCACGGCGAGGUGGGGCUCCAGAGUCUGCUGGAGACGGACGGGGAGAGUCUGCCGCCCAACCCCCCGCCGCUCCCCUCCGGGCCGCUCUCCCCCGCCUCGCCCGCCACCACGCCCGAAACGGGUGUGCUCAAGCCGGUGAGGAAGCUGGGGAGGCAGGAGUCGCCGUUGAGCCGGGACGCCCUGCUGGCCGGGAGAGAGAGGGAGCGAGAGAGGGAGCGAGAGAGGGAGCGAGAGAGGGAGCGAGAGAGCAGGACGGCGUUGGAGAAAUCGCCCAAUCGUGUUGGGGCCGUGGACUCCCAGUCGUCCCUAGCCAGAAAACCCUCAAAUAGUGAGUUGUCCUUAGGCCUGCUGUCUAGUUCAGGUCCAAAACUACAAUCCUCAAGUGUGGAAUCCACUAAAACUACAACUCACAGUAUCCAAAGUAAGACAGCAGCAGGAAGUCUUGUAGGUCUAAAAGGCCCAGAGAAAAACAUUUUUGGCCAGCAACUAGACACCAAGGUAGCCGCUAGUGCUAACGCUAACAAUGUUAGCAUGAAAGACCACCAGGAGAAGCAAGGGGUUAAACCUGAGCCAAAGCAGGAUACAGAUAUCAAGGGAUGCCCUCUUAGGCCUAGCCUGCCCAGUGGUGGUAUAACCAAGGGCACUACCUUUACCCCCGAAAGAGGAGGUAGCGUGGCUACAUCAUCAGCUUCUGGGCUAACAAGCGUUAGUAAAACAUCUAAAAUACCAGGGAUAGGAGAGAGCCUGAGAAAGAGUGGAGGGGAGAGUAAUGAUAGAACUUCAGACCUGGGGUCCAGGAGCCCCAAACUGCCAGCUAGGGCCCUGGCUCCGGCUGUCCCUCCCCACGGCCAGCCCCUCUCCCUGGGCAAGGUGAGGCAGGGCCUGGGCCCCGUCAACUGCUACCGUGGAACUCUGGACUGGGACGACAAGUGUCGCCUGGAGGUGGUGGAGGAGCACUCCCCCUCCCCCUCCCCUUCCCCCACAGCCGUCACCCCCUCCCUCUGCGGCCCUUCCCUCUGCAAGUCACGCCCCGUCUCCCCCGGCGACAAGACCAGCUUUGUCACCCAGCUCACCGCUGCGGCCAAGAACGUCCUGGGCCCCAUCAAGAUUAGCUCCCAGGAGGGGCCCAAGGCUAAGGACGUGCCCAAGAUGGUUGAGGAGAAGCAGGCAAGUGUGGUAGGAAAGUCUGAGGCUUCGCCUGGAGGCCGUCAGGGGCCGCCAGUAGUGGCCCAAGCUCCAGCCAAGUCUAACACACAGCCUGAGAAAGCACCCACAGGUUGCACCCCCUCCAAAUGAUGGACCUGUUGUCUAAACGGAAGGAAAACGAACUGAGAUGGAUAGAACGAAAAUGCCUUUUUUUGGAGUUUGGGAACAAUGUUAAGUCAAGCACUUAAAAAAGGAACAUUCCACUUUAAGAUAAAAUCUAAACAUGGUAUUUAUUGACUCUAAUCUAAAACCAUGGUGGGUGAUGAAAUCUAUUGUAAAGGUGCUUGUAUGUUCGUUUUGUAUGGUACAGUAUAUAUAUAUAUAUAUAUAUAUAUAUAUAUAUAUAUAUAUAUAUACAGUAUAAGAAGAUGCUCCGCAUUAUGUAUUAGAUUAUUAUGUGUGUGUGUGUGUGUGUGAAUGCAUGUAUUGAGGUGUGUGUGUACGUUCGUCAGUGUGAGUUUGUUGUUUGGAAAAAAAGGAGCGAAAAGUGCUUUACCGAUCAAUACAUGCUGAAUACUGUGAAAACCAAAUCCAGUUUGACACUACCACCGUAACCAAUGGCGACCAACCACUUCCGUCUCAGCCAAUCGUAGGACAGCUGAGGUCAAACGGAGGCACAAUCAAACCUUGACAUGCACUUAACUUAACGGGAAAACAAAAACAACAACAUACAAUCAAGAUAACUAGCCUGAUAUUCACAUGCACUGAAUCCCUCACUCUCAGUUGAUUUGCAUAGCCGCAUUCUGUAUUCUGUCAGUGAACGCUGUUGAAAAUCGCCGUGAAAUCGAGGGGGUGGGGCGGAAUAACCGUGAGUCUAUUUUCAGUGCUUCUCGAAGACUGCGGUGCAUAAAGUGUCCUGUUUCAGAGUGAAGCUGGUCUGACAGAGCCCAGCCCAGGCGCUUAUCUCUACAGCACAGGAGGGCCACCACAGGCCUGCCUUGACAGCUACACACACACACACAAUACACACACAAUACCAGGAGUUAGUUGCAUCAGCUGAGCUGAUUUUCCUGCAUUAAAAUUCAGAUCCUGGUGUGUGUGUUUGUUUGUGUGUGUGUGUGUGGACUGGCAGACUACUGGAGCAGUCACAUUCCACGUCCACAUGGGAUGAUCGCUCAGUUGGAAGACAGGUAUCAGAAACCCAGCUGAACAGAAACAGACCACAUUCAACAUCCAAUCAAAUCUUCACUUCUGUUGAACUGGGAACAAUCUUCUUCUACCUGACCAUCAAAUUGUACUGGUUCAGUGAAGACAUGACUGUAAAUAUCUGUAAAAUGGAAAGAUGUUCUAGAUGCAGAACUAUUUAUACUCUUACCUUCUCAUCCUAGCGUCAAGUUGCUGGCAUGCUUACAUGACAAUUUAAUUUUGAACCAAAAAGUGAAUGAAGGUGGAAAUGGAUGUACAUUUACAUUUAGUCAUUUAGCAGACGCUCUUAUCCAGAGUGACUUACAGUAAGUACAGGGACAUUCCCCCGAGGCAAGAAGGGUGAAGUGCCUUGCCCAAGGACACAACGUCAGUUGGCAUGACCGGGAAUCGAACUGGCAACCUUCGGAUUACUAGCCCGACUCCCUCACCGCUCAGCCAACUGACCCCCCGGAUGUAGCACAUUGACUUUCAUGACUGUAGGUUAAAAAGGGCUGAGUGGCUAAAAUCGGUUUUCUUCUCGUUCGAUGUCAGGUAUAGGAACCACUGUAUGACUGGCUGACAUUUUUUCUAUCCACACUUUUUUUCAUAUUAGAUGUCUAUGUUUCCCUUUUGGUGUCAAAGAAAUGCUCUGUAAUUUUUCAAUUGACUGUGUAGUGAUAUAUCUGGUAAGAUCACACUGUGCAAGAGUUCCAUCCCAUUACAACUCACUUCUCUUCCUUAGUUGUUUCCUCAACCCUCAUACACACUUAUGCAAAUGACUGGCAAAAAAAAAGAUUAUUCGUCCUCAGAUGACAGGUAUCACCUAUUUAAAUUAGUCCCAAGAAAUCGUUUACAGUGCAAAAUUGGAGUGAAACAUUUUAUGGCGAUAUGCAAGUUCUCAUGCAUUUUGACUAUUAUUCAAUAGGCAGAUUGUAUGUGAAACAAUACUGCCCUCUUGUGGUAUACAAUUAUAAUUGUUUAAUGUAAUACCAUGUAAUGUCUGUAGCAAAAUGGACUUUAUCACUACAUUAUAUCGGAGAGAGCUACAGUUUGUUGUGUUAGGUCAAAGUCAUUGAUAUUGCAGGAUAGGUUUAGGAGUAGUGUGUUAUUGAAUAUGCAUACUUUAUGUUUUGGUACAGGAACUGGAAUAUUGACCGUGAUUAUCAAAUAUGAAGGAAUCAUUCCAUUUUAUCGUUGUAUUAGUAACUGUUCUCUCAAUUGUUCUUAUGUGACUGUUAGUUCUACCUUAUAAAAUGGAGUAAGAAAACGUUUUUUAUCAUAUAUAAUAUAGACAACCUUCAACAAUGAGCUUUGUUGCGUUAUAUGAUGAAAGAAGCUUCAGUUGUUUGGGUUGUGUUAUCUAGGUCAUAAUAUAUGACAAAAUACACUUAUUAAGGAAUGGUCAGGCACACCACUCGUGUACAUGUAACGGUAAGCGUUUUUAAGAUAAAUGGCAAAUGUAGAGAUACAUUUCAUAUGUUGUUGGUAAAUAUUGCUACCAGGAAUCUUUAUCAUGAUUAAGAGGAGUGGUAUGAAAUGCACUUUAUUUUCAAACAUAAUUUAUUCAUUUACAAGUA